Molecule: messenger RNA, 774 nt
Organism: Rattus norvegicus (Norway rat)
Lineage: Eukaryota; Metazoa; Chordata; Mammalia; Rodentia; Muridae
Source: RefSeq, a predicted model, not a curated record
UUAGUUGAAUUUUUUUUCUCCCCUGGCAUCUCUCAUGUCAAGUUGACAAGAACCGACCAGUUCUCUUGCCUUUUCUGAGUAUGAGUCUAUUUCCUUCUCAGCAGACUGAGAAGAGGCUGUGUUCUCUAAGGAGGAUUGCCCAAUGCUCUCUCCUUGUUUUUCUUUCCUUUGUAAAUCUAGAAGUAAGUUGUAAAAUGAAGUAAUGAAUUCCUAUCCUUUUCCAAAAUGAAGACAGUUUACAAUGGUUAGUCGGACAGUUCAGAAGCCUGUCUCUUCAAGGAAGGGCGGCUGAGAAAUGAUCAAAAAGGAAUGAAGUGGUUCUCCCACCGACCCUGCGAUGGGUCGCAGCAGUUCGAGUGGUGGUGGAUAGGCAGUGCAGCUCCAUGACAGAUCCAUCACACGCGUCUCCCACCCCACACUGCCAUGAUGCCCAAGAGGAAAGAUGGAGCUGCGAAGGUGGAGCCCAAGCACUGCUCAGCGAGGCUGUCGGAUAAGCCCGCCCCUGCCAAGGUGGAUGCAAAGCCGAAAAAGGCGGCGGGAAAGGAUAAAGCAUCAGACAAAAUAAAAGUGCAGAUAAAAGGGAAGAGGGGAGCAAAGGGCAAACAGGCUGAAGUGGCUGACCAGCAAACUACAGAUCUGCCUGCAGAAAAUGGAGAGAUGGAAAACCAGAGUCCAGCCUCUGAAGAAGAGAAAGAAGCGAAGUCUGACUAAGCAUCCAUCACAUCAUAUCUGUCAGUGGUCCCUGCCUCCCUUCUUGUACAAUACAGAGGAAUA